GCCGCAGAGAUGGGGAAACCCGGGAAGAGCCGAUUCCAGAAGCAGCAGCGGGCGCAGGCCCGGCUCAGGUCGGAGCAGGAGUUCGGAUCCGUUCCCCAUUCCUUCGUUUUUCCGCGCGGCCGCGCCGGGAGGAGCCUCCGGAGCCUCAGCAAGGACCUGAGGAGGGUCCUGGAGCCCUACACAGCCAGGAGCCUGCAGGUGCGCCGGAGCAAUUCCCUGCGGGAUCUGGUGGCCGUGGCCGGGCCCUUGGGAGUCACCCAGUUCCUGGUGCUCAGCAAAUCCCAGUCUGGGAUCAACCUGAAACUUUUCCGGCUGCCGGGGGGUCCCACCCUGACCUUCAAAGUGCUGCAGUACUCCCUGGUCAGAGAUGUUGUCUCAGCCCUGAGGAGGCACCGCAUGCACGAGCAGCAGUUCCGCCACCCCCCCCUGCUGGUUCUGGGCAAUUUUGGGGCGCCCCAAAUGCACCUGAAGCUCCUGGCUGGGAUGUUCCAGGGGAUGUUCCCCAAAAUCAACGUGCACAGGGUGAACCUGAACUCCGUCCGUCGCUGUUUGCUCCUCAACUACGACUCCGAGUCCGAGCAGCUGCAGCUGCGGCACUACAGUGUCCAGGUGGUUCCCGUGGGUCUCUCCCGGGGGCUCCGGAAAAUCCUGCGGGAGAAAUUCCCCAACAUGAGCAGGAUGGACGACGUCAGCCAGCUGCUGACUGGGGAGCUGCUCCUGUCCGAGAGCGAGGCGGAGCCGGACGGGGCCCAGAACGUUCUGGAACUGCCCCAGAAAUGCUCGGGGAGAGGGAACGCGGUGACACAGCAGAGCGCGGUCAGGCUGACCGAGAUCGGGCCCCGUCUGACGCUGCAGCUGCUGAAGGUGGAGGAGGGGCUGGGCCAGGGGAACGUCCUGUACCACGGCCUGGCCCCCAAAGGUGAGGCGGAGCUGCGGGAGCUGCUGGCCCGGCGGGAGCAGCGGCUGCAGGUGAGGGCGGAGCGGCGCCGCAAGCAGGAGCAGGACCUGGAGCGCAAACGGCAGCAGAGGCUGCAGCACAGGGAACGCAGCCUGGCCGGGAUGGGCCGUGCCAAAGCUGGCCCAGGUGACACCAGAGGUGGCCCAGGUGACCCCAGGGGUGGCCCAGGUGACCCCCCAGGUGACAGUGACGUCGAGGACCCCGGCGCACCCGAGGCGGGUGAGGCGGAGCCGUCGGACGAGGACGACGCCGAAUAUUACAGAGAGGAGCUGGGGGAGGAGCCUGACACAGAUUUGUUCCCCAGCAGCUCCAAGCGGAAGCGAAGCCGCGCCGGCGCCGCCGGGGCCCGGAAACGACGGAAGAGGGACCCGAAAUCCCAACCUGGAACCCCAAAAUCCCAACCUGGAACCCCGAAAUUCACACCU
Catharus ustulatus (Swainson's thrush) is the source of this 1383-nucleotide messenger RNA. RefSeq names its product suppressor of SWI4 1 homolog. Gene Ontology annotation, cellular component: preribosome, large subunit precursor. Gene Ontology annotation, biological process: rRNA processing; ribosomal large subunit assembly. The record is from RefSeq and is a predicted model, not a curated record. The annotation marks the transcript as partial. The transcript is spliced from 13 exons. Gene Ontology annotation, molecular function: rRNA binding. NCBI's taxonomy places the organism in Eukaryota, Metazoa, Chordata, Aves, Passeriformes, Turdidae.